GUAAUAAUCCAAUUAAAUAUUGAGUUAUUAGUAGAGAGAGAGUCUAACAUUUCUCUUGGCGAAGUAGCAUAAAUAUUAGCAUUACCCACGUAAUUUAAUUAAAAUAGUGCCGUGAGUUCGAAUAGAUCGCCAUGAGUUUAGUCGGCAAAGUUGUAAUUGUGACGGGUGCAAGUUCAGGCAUCGGUGCCUCAACAGCUGAAGCCUUCGCCAAACUGGGUUCCAAAGUAGUGCUCGUAGGACGAAAUGAAGCAAAUUUAAAAGCUACCGUAGCUGCCUGUAAAUCCGCCAACAGCAAAGCCGAACUUUUACCAAUUAUCGCCGAUGUCACAGUAGAUGCGGAACGUAUUAUAAAUUCAACAAUUGAGAGAUUCAGACAAUUGGAUGUGUUGGUGAAUAACGCGGGUAUUUUCGAAGUAGGCAACAUAUUAGAUAUUGAUGUCGAUCAAUUUGACCGCAUUUUCAAUACAAAUGUACGAGCGGUCUUCCUUCUAACUAAAUACGCCGCACCACAUUUGAUAAAGACCCAAGGUAAUAUCGUGAAUGUCUCCAGCAUUACAGGACUGCGUUCAUUCUCAGGUGUUUCCACUUAUUGCACCUCCAAAGCAGCACUGGAUCAAUUUACCAGAUGUAUCGCUUUGGAUUUGGCGCCGAAAAAUGUUCGUGUGAAUGCCGUAAAUCCUGGUGUGAUUGUGACAGAUAUUCAUAGACGUCGUGGUUUAUCGCCAGAGGAAGUCAUUGAAUAUUUCGAACGUUGUAAAGAGACACAUGCACUUGGACGUGUUGGCGAACCAAACGAAGUGGCCGAUGCUAUUGUUUUCCUUGCCAGUGGCAAUUCCAGCUUUAUAACGGGAGCAACUCUGCCCGUCGACGGUGGCAAGCAUGCAAUGUGUCCUCGUUAAUUGUUUAUUGAAAUGUUUUAUAUACAUAUGUUAUACCAGUAAAAAAAAAUAUUAAAAUUUAGUCUCAGUAUAUACAUCGA
Messenger RNA from Bactrocera oleae (olive fruit fly), 979 nucleotides. RefSeq lists its product as uncharacterized. NCBI's taxonomy places the organism in Eukaryota, Metazoa, Arthropoda, Insecta, Diptera, Tephritidae. Gene Ontology annotation, molecular function: oxidoreductase activity. The record is from RefSeq and is a predicted model, not a curated record.